Rubroshorea leprosula is the source of this 2123-nucleotide messenger RNA. The record is from the annotation of a GenBank genome assembly. Lineage: Eukaryota; Viridiplantae; Streptophyta; Magnoliopsida; Malvales; Dipterocarpaceae.
AAAAGCGGUAGUCUUCUCCCAAGAAAGAAUUCUCUGCUCUUUCUUUCUCUGUUUCUUACACAGCGGAAAAUUCCAUCCGUUCAAUUCAGAAAGAAGAAAUUUUUCUCUUUUCCAUAGUCCGCUGUAGGUAUGGAUACUUCCCCGACGACUGCAGGGAAACCGCCUCAAAUCUCCGAGAUGUUCCAGAAAUUUGCAAUGGCAUUCAAGAGCAAGACCUUCGAGUUCUUCGCCGACGACGACAACAACAACAACAACAACCCAUCAGAUUCCGAAGGUUUCGCGCUUCUGGAUUCGGCUGAGGAUUUCAUUCCGGACCAGAAGGUGGUCGUGAUCAAACCGGACCCACCUGCGCGGACAUCGUCGAACGAAGGGAGUGUCCAGAAGAGAAUCGUCGAUGCCCAGAUGGGGGAUGCGUUGGUUUCGUCGAUUUUCGCUACGGUUUCUAUGUUUGAGGCUUCCUAUCUUCAGCUACAGACAGCCCAUGUGCCGUUUGAGGAGGAGAGUGUGAAGGCGGCUGACAAGGCUCUGGUCUCGCAUCUUCAGAGGCUGUCGGAUUUGAAGCAAUUCCACAGAGAUUUGUGUAAGAAACCUGAUUUUGAGGCUGGUUUGUCUUUUGGGUCUUGCUUGGAGGCUCAGGUGCAAGAGAAUCAGAGCAAGCUGAGGACUCUGGGAUUGGUUUCUGAUCGGUUGCAGGAGGAGAUUGACCAAAAGGAUAGUGAAGUUUUGGCUUUGAGGAAGAAAUUGGCUGAGAUUCAAAGGACUAAUGCCAAAUUGUCCCAAAAAUUGUCCGGUAAUUUGAGUACAGCUUGUGAUAUUCUGUUAUCUGUUAGGGUUUUUGAUUCUGUUUUGCAUGAUGCCUGCAGAGCAACGAAUAAAUUUUGUAAGAUUUUGAUUGAUUUGAUGAGAAAAGCUGGGUGGGAUUUGGAUUUGGUGGCAAAUUCAGUCUAUCCUGAUAUUGAUUAUGCUAAGCAAGGGGAUAGUAGAUACGCUUUUCUAUCCUAUGUUUGUUUGGGGAUGUUUCAAGGUUUUAAUUUAGGAGGUUUUGGUUUGAGUGAAAGUGAAAUUGUGUGUAAUGGGCAUGCCCCUGAAGCUGCUGAGAGCACCUCUUCAUUGAAGCAAUUACUCGAACAUGUAUCGAGCAAUCCAAUGGAGUUGCUAAGUACAAACAGCAGUUGUGAUUUCUCAAGAUUUUGCGAAAAGAAGUACCAAGACCUCAUCCACCCUACAAUGGAGUCAUCAAUUUUCAGCAAUCUGGAUAGAAAUGAAGCUGUACUGAAGUCAUGGAGGUCACUAAGUACAUUCUAUGAGUUGUUUGUUCGGAUGGGCAGUUCAAUAUGGAUGCUUCAUAAACUGGCAUUUUCAUUUGAUCCUGUGGUUGAGAUAUUUCAAGUUGAAAGAGGGGUUGAUUUUUCAAUGGUCUACAUGGAAGAUGUCACAAAAAGAUAUAUGCAGCCUGACAAGACUAAGCUGAAGGUGGGCUUCACUGUGGUUCCAGGAUUUAAAAUUGGAAGGACUGUAAUUCAGUCUAGAGUUUAUUUAAAUGGUCUUAGAUGUACAGAAUAGUUGCUCUUGGCUGCCUUGUGUAGAGAAAUUUAGUAACAACGCGGCUUCUCAAUGUGGAAAAGAGGAGAGGUAAAGAAAGGUUGUUUAGGCUUUGUUCGAAUUUUUCGCUGCAAUCCUAGAGGGUUAGGAUUUUCAUCAAUAAACCAUAAUGGCACUAGAAUCCCAAGGAUUCUAGUAACAGUUUUAAUGGGUGCCUUUGCCUGCCUUGGUUUAUCAGGCUCAAGAGGACUAAACACAUUGGGGAAGUCAUUUCAUAGUAUAAACACUUGAAGACUGCUAAAUCUGUUGCUGGCUUGCUUGCGCAGCACAGACUGGGCUCUUGGGUGUGAUGGUAUAGCUACCUCUCAUAUUCUGAUACAUAGCUUGUUUCCAUCCUGUGAAUUUCUUAGGAUUUUCAUGCAACUUCCUUGUAUAAAUGGAUGUAAAGCACUUCCUUUUUCACUUCUUUUUUAUUCUACUCCCCUUCCUUUUUUCUUAAGCUUUGUGAGUUUUUUAUACAAGAGAACACAUUAACAAGUUGUUUAUGUAAAUAGUUGUUCUAAUAUAUAAUAUAGUUUGUA